Messenger RNA from Sinocyclocheilus anshuiensis, 4819 nucleotides. RefSeq names its product integrator complex subunit 2-like. Gene Ontology annotation, cellular component: integrator complex. The coding region runs from base 362 to 4066 and encodes 1234 amino acids. The record is from RefSeq and is a predicted model, not a curated record. Lineage: Eukaryota; Metazoa; Chordata; Actinopteri; Cypriniformes; Cyprinidae. Gene Ontology annotation, biological process: snRNA 3'-end processing. The transcript has 27 exons.
UCAGCAUGCACACCGAAGGCAGAUGAGCGCUUGUGCUAAAACAAUUCACCAUUCUACCUUUUAGCUUGCUGUCAGUAAACAGUCUGUGGGACGUAGAUGGUUUUAUGCAGAAUAAGUCAAUUAUGUGAAGCAUACAAAUAUUAAUAUUGGAAUUAUAGUGCUUCAAAGUUACAUCUUGAUGAAUGGAUCUCUUUUUAUUAGCUCUAGCAGCUAGCCUGUUAGCUUUCCGCUGAACUCUACUACUUAACCGACGACGCUCAACUUCCUGUAGGCGUGAGAAUCACGAAAGACCGCGGUCUCGCGGGCCUCAUCGGGGCUUGUGUUUCUGGAGUAGCCAGCGGGUCUGGUAAACUUGAGCAGAAUGGCAGACAGUGUCAGUCUUCAGUUUGUGAGCCCAUAUGCAUUUGAGGCCAUGCAGAAGGUAGAUGUGGCCAGACUAGCAGCUUUAAGUGACCCAGAGCUGCGACUCCUACUGCCCUGUCUGGUGAGGAUGGCUCUGUGUGCCCCUGCAGAUCAGAGUAACGCCUGGGCACAGGACAAGAAGCUAAUCCUGCGACUGCUGUCAGGGGUGGAGGCGGUAAACUCCAUUGUUGCACUGCUGUCUGUGGAUUUCCAUGCUCUGGAGCAGGACGCUAGAAAAGAGCAGCAGCUGAGGCAUAAGGCUGGUGGCUCUAAUGGCGAGAGCAUCCUGGUCUCUCAACUGCAGCAUGGUUUGACUCUGGAGUUUGAGCACAGUGAUCCUCUCAGGAGACUCAGACUGGCUCUUAGUGAGCUGCUGGCCAUUAUGAACAAGCUUGCUGACUCUAAUGGCGAGUUUUUCCUCAAGUCCUCUGAGUUGUUUGAGAGCCCCGUGUACCUGGAGGAAGUGGCCGAUGUUCUUUGCAUCCUACAAGCAGAGCUGCCUUCUUUGCUGCCCAUCACUGAGGUGGCCGAGGCCCUGCUUCACGUGCGGAAUGGAGAGUGGUUCCUGUGCCUGCUGGUGGCAAAUGUCCCAGACAGCUUCAGUGAGGUGUGCAGGGGUUUGAUAAAGAACGGAGAACGGCAGGAUGAGGAAAGCGUGGGUGGGCGACGCAGGACAGAAGCUCUCCGGCAGCUGUGUCAGAUGAACCCUUCUCAGGCUCUGAACAUCAGGGCCAUGGUGGUGGAAGAGUGUCAUCUUCCAGGUCUGGGCGUUGCUCUAAUUCUAGACUACAAGCCAGACACGGCAGAUGAGGCGGUCAGUCCUCUUGUGUCUUAUGUCAGCGGCCUACUUCUGGGCACCAAUGGAAAAGUGCGUACCUGGUUCAGUAUGUUCAUUCGCAAUGGUCAGCAGAGGAAAAGAGAGAGCAGCUCAGUGCUGUGGCAGAUGCGGAGGCAGCUGCUGUUGGAGCUGGUGGCCAUCUUACCCCGUUCCCGCAGUACCCAUGUUCCCAACGACAGUGACAUGGACUCAGAGAGCAGCUCGGGGUACUCUGGCCUGCGGGAGGAGCAUGUGGUGAAGGCCAGUGCGCUGCUGCGGCUCUAUUGCGCACUUAUGGGGAUUGCUGGUCUUAGGCCCACAGAUGAAGAGGCGGAGCAACUGUUGCAGUUGAUGACCAGUCGUCCACCAGCCACACCUGCAGGAGUGCGCUUUGUCUCCCUGUCCUUCUGCAAACUGCUGGCGUUCUCUACCCUCGUCAGUACUCCAGAACAGGAGCAACUGAUGGUAAUGUGGCUCAGCUGGAUGAUAAAAGAGGAGGAGUAUUUUGAAAGUGCCGCUGGUGUCUCUGCCUCUUUUGGAGAGAUGCUAUUACUGGUUGCAAUGUAUUUCCAUAGCAACCAGCUCAGUGCCAUCAUCGAGCUGGUUUGCUCCACUCUUGGGAUGAAGAUCGCCAUCAAACCCAGCUCACUGAGCAAAAUGAAGACCAUUUUCACUCAGGAAAUCUUCACAGAACAGGUGGUCACAGCACAUGCUGUGCGAGUGGCCGUUACUAAUAACCUCAGUGCCAACAUCACAGGAUUCCUCCCCAUCCACUGCAUAUACCAGCUCCUGAGGAGCAGAGCCUUCACCAAACACAAAGUGUCCAUAAAGCGCAUCGCCCGGCUGAUCAGAAUGUUUCCUCACAAUUACAUCGUCAGCCUUAAAGACUGGAAUCUGCCUCCUCUAGAGUCACGCAUCGCCCGGCUGAUCAGAAUGUUUCCUCACAAUUACAUCGUCAGCCUUAAAGACUGGAAUCUGCCUCCUCUAGAGUCAAUUAACUCCAUCCUGACCCCUGCUUCCAAGACCAACCCUGAGGCCACCAACCAGCCAAUCACAGAGCAGGAGAUCCUUAAUGUUUUCCAGGGCUUGGCAGGGGGAGAUGGAGGGAAAGUCCGUUCUCAGUACACCAUCACCACCCAGUUGCUCAUUCUCUAUUACAUCCUUUCGUAUGAGGAAGCUCUGCUCGCGAAUACAAAGACGUUGGCACUUAUGCAGAAGAAACCAAAAUCCUACUCUCCUGCCCUCAUGGACCAGAUUCCCAUUAAACACCUCAUUCGCCAGGCCCAAGGACUGCAGCAGGAGCUGGGAGGCUUACAUUCUGCUCUUCUGCGUCUACUGGCCACAAACUAUCCUCACCUGUGUAUGGUGGAGGACUGGAUCAGUGAAGAAGAAGUGACUGGUACUCUGCCUUUACUGAGGAAGAUGUUGCUGACAUCCUCAUCCUGCAAAUACUCACAGACACAGCUACGAGAAGCUUUCCAGAAUGUUCUCUCCGGUGGGCCCAGGCUGCUGCGUAUCCUGGAGCACCUGACGCUGCUCUCUGCGGGAGAUCUGAUCCCAUACGCAGAGGCCUUGACUGCCAGCAUGGGGCUGCUCUUAGAGGACGGCGUCUCUCGCAGGAUCCUACAGACUGUUAGCAAACUCUGGAUGGUACUUAAUACAGUCAUGCCACGCAAGCUGUGGGUGAUGACGGUAAACGCUCUGCAGCCUUCAGUAAAGCUCCUGCGGCAGCAGAAAUACACUCAGAAUGAUCUGAUGGUGGAUCCUCUCAUCGUCCUGCGCUGCGACUCCAGAGUCUUCAGGUGUCCUCCACUAAUGGACAUCACUCUUCAUAUGCUGAAUGGGUACCUGUUGGCAUCUAAGGCCUACUUGAACGCUCACCUGAAAGAGACGGCUGAAUUUGAGCGAUCAAACCUUGGGCUGAGUGGCCAACCUGAUACCCCUGAGGUCACAAGAGAGGAGCUGAAGAACGCUCUGCUGGCUGCUCAGGACAGUGCAGCGGUGCAGAUCUUGCUGGAGGUGUGUUUGCCGUCCCCUCAGGAGGAGCUGCAGCUGGGAGGAGGUGGAGGAGCAGACAGCCUGUUGAGGAGCGUUCAGUCUGCUCCAGGUAUUCCCAUGCGGAAGCAGGUGGGCGACGCGGGGGCUGGGCGGGGGGCCCAGGGGGAGCGCGAGGCAGAGGGCGGGCUGCUCAGUGACCUGAGGGAAGUGCAGUGUCUCAUCUGCUGCCUACUGCACCAAAUGUUCAUCGCAGACCCCAACAUUGCCAAACUAGUACACUUUCAGGGUUAUCCGCAGGCUUUGCUGCCUCUGACGGUGGCAGGAAUUCCUUCCAUGCACAUCUGUCUAGACUUUAUCCCAGAACUCCUCACUCAGCCGCAGCUGGAGAAACAGAUCUUCGCCAUACAGCUGUUGUCCCAUCUGUGCACCCAGUACGCCCUGCCCAAAUCCCUCAGUGUGGCACGUCUUGCCAUUAGUGUGAUGGGCACCCUCCUCACAGUGCUGACCCGUGCCAAGCGCUUUGCAUUUUUCAUGCCGACGCUGCCAUGCCUGGUUUCAUUCUGCAAGGCUUUCCCCCCACUCUUUGAUGAUGUCAUGUCCCUGCUGGUUCAGGUGGGUCAGGUGUCUGCUGCUGAUGUCACCACCAAGGCCAGAGAUAUUGACCCUCUCAUUGCCAGGCUCCAGUAUCUGAGACAGAAGCCACAGGAAAUACCGCUAUCAGAAUCCAAAUGCUCUCUACGCAAGAGGUCUGCAGAGGACCUGGGGGGAGCCGAUCCUGAUGUACAGCUGUGCUAUCACAUAGAGGCCACCUUCAUGGACAUCAUCAGCUCCAGCACACAGGCACUGUGACAACACAAACAGACAAAUAGAAAUGUUUUUGAAUGAGUUUUUGUCCCAUGUAAAGUUUAAGCCUCAUGUUACAGAAAUCUGCUUAUGCACAUGCAAAGCAGUAUAAUGAUAGAUGACUUACAGCUGUUGGACUAGUGCUGGGACCAUUUCAGUUUAAAGUCAGUCCACUUAAAACACUGAACAUGAAUUUUCUCCUCCAUUUUGGCAUACCACAAGUUAUGAAAACAUCUGGAAUGAAGGUAAUGAAAGAAAUUCUAAUUUGAUAUAGUUUUACGUAAACUGUACUUAUAUGGUAUAAAUGGUCAAAUCAUGGGGUACCAUUUUUCAAAACAAAGAACGAGAUGUACUGAAAGAUAAAAAUAUAGAUUCCAUAUUCUGUUGCCAGCCAAAACCACCAUCUAUAUUUGACUCAAAACAACGUUCGACUUUCCAGGAAGCGUCUUUUAAGUCUUAAGUGAAUUGGACUUUCAUUCUUAGGCCUGUCCUGAAGGAUUGGAGUAAUUCUGGUCACAAAGCAGCUUGCUGUAGAUAUAGUAGAAGGCAUUUUCUAAAUAGCGUGUUAGUUAAGUGUGUAUUUGAGUAUGUGACAAAAUGUGUGUCCAGGGCACUUAGCAGUGAUAUUAUUGGUCUGUUUUCUAGACCACCAUUUCAAAGAGUAUUUUCUUGGCUCAAUUUCACCGUUUGUUGAAGCGUGACGUAUGAUUUUUGUUUGUUACCUUGGUUUUGUAUACAUGUCAAUCUUAUGUUUUGAAC